UUUUGACAAAGCCUUUUUAUGAGUAAAAUAGACAUCUUGGAGUUGUCAUAAGCUGAUGCAUUGCUGCUUCUACACCACAUUUUGUUCUUAUCAGUUUAAAACUUACAAAACCCAUUUCAGAUUCUGUGGACAUGCCUUUAGCAGGAGGGUACGACAGAUUCACUAAGUUUAAAUCGUAAAAUAUCAAUUUACCCAUUCUUAUUUUCUCUCACUUUUUAUAUGCUCCAGGAUGGCAAUGGUUCUCAACCUUUCACUGAUAUUUCCCGUAUAGAUGACAACGUUUGUGUUAUUAAAGUUCUUUUCCUCCUAUAGAUUACAAAGGUUGGAGUUAAAGAGCAAAAGCUCUAAGGAGCGCUGCUGGCAUAGCGCGUCUGAAUGGCAGGCAACCGGGAAUGAAUACGAUGUGAUGUAUUGGUCGACGCCGGUUUUUUCUGUGUCAAUUUCAGGCAACCGGGAAUGAAUACGAUGUGAUGUAUUGGUCGACGUCGCAUCAUUCUCAAUGUUGCAUUCACGUCAAUAAUGGUGUUCAUAUUCGUUGGGAGGUGUGUUGAUACAAGAUUGCCGGAGACUGAGCCAGAGCCAUUCAUUGUAUAUAUACGUUUGCGUACUACAAAAGAAAGCAAUCAAUUUUUUUGAAAAACGUCUCGUCCAUAUCCAACUGAAUUCCCGUACCUUCCUUUAAUUUUUAAUUGCUCUCUAGGGUUUUGAAGAGCAUGCAGAACGCCAGGCAAUGAGCCAUCAUUUAUUAGAUCAUCUUCAAGGGAUUCUUCCAGAUGUGGGUGUAAUAUGGUGCGGGAGAUUUGAACUACAGGCUUAGGCAAGAUUGAAAUGGCAGAAAAGGAGGGAUGCCAAUAGUUGAGCUUUCGAUGUUGGGUAUACAUCAGGCAAUAAAUUUCAUGGCAAUAUUGAAUACAAAGCUUGGAGUUAAAGAGCAGAAGCUCUAAAGAAGCACGGCUGGCAUAGCGCAUCUGAAUGACAGUUUUGGCAUGUUACCAUAAAUCAAGGGCAUUCGAUUGACACAGAAAGAUCAGUUGUUGUAGUGAAGUUCAAUCAGUUUAUUCAACUGGCAGAUACCUAAGAAGCAAAUUGGUGGCAUGGGAAAAGAGAAAGCUAUUGGUAUUGAUCUGGGAACAACUUAUAGCUGUGUUGGAGUAUGGGAAAAUGACAGAGUUGAAAUCAUUGUUAAUGACCAAGGAAAUAGAACUACACCAUCUAUGGUUGCUUUCACAGCCAAGGAGAGACUUGUCGGAGACGCUGCCAAGUUUCAAAUUUCUUCUAAUCCUCUUAACACCAUCUUCGAUGUGAAAAGACUCAUUGGAAGGCAAUUUACUGAUUCUUCUGUGCAGGCCGACAUGAAACUGUGGCCUUUCAGAGUUGUUUCGCAGAAAAAUGACAAGCCAAUGAUCGAAGUGAGGUACAAGAGUAAGAAGAAACUCUUUGCGCCAGAGGAAAUCUCAUCCAUGGUCUUAAUGAAAAUGAAAGCUAUAGCUGAACAGUAUCUACAAAGUGAGGUUAAAAGUGCAGUCAUUACCGUACCUGCCUACUUCAGUGACUCCCAGAGGAAGAUGACUAAAGACGCUGGCCGGAUUGCAGGUCUAAAUGUAAUGCGGAUCAUCAAUGAGCCGACCGCUGCAGCCAUCACUUAUGGCUUUGGUAGAGCUAAGGAAGAGAAGAAACAUAUUCUGGUGUUUGAUCUUGGUGGAGGUACCUUCGAUGCUUCUAUUAUUGUAGUUCGGAAAGGCUUAUUUGAGGUGAAAGCAGUUGGGGGAGAGGCGCAUUUGGGAGGUGAAGAUUUUGACAAUAGGAUGCUGACCUACUGUGUCCAAACGUUCAACAAUAAGUACAAAACAAAUCUAAGCAGGAGUGCCAAAGCUCUUCGGCGACUGCGUUCAGAAUGUGAGAGGGCAAAGAGAAGUUUAUCUUCGGUGGUAGAGACUGUGAUUGACAUUGACGGUCUCUACGAAGGACAUGAUUUUUUCUUAAAGAUCAGGAGAGCAAAGUUUGAAGAGCUCAACUUUGAUUUAUUUGAUCAGUGUAUGGAAGUUGUGAAGAAAUGUGUGGAAGAUGCCAAGUUGAGUAAGUGCCAAAUUGACGAUAUUGUAUUAGUAGGGGGUUCCUCUCGGAUACCAAAGGUGCAGGAAAUGGUUCGAGAUUUCUUCGAUGGGAAGGAGCUCUGCAGAGCUGUAAAUCCUGACGAGGCAAUCGCUUACGGUGCUGCGCUUCAGGCAGCUGUGCUCAAGAAGGAGGAAGUUCACAUGGUUAUAGUGGAUGUCACGCCUUUGAGUCUUGGAAUCGCAGUGUCUGGUGGUCUGAUGGCUGUAGUUGUUCCGCGGAAUACCCCACUUCCAACUUGGAAGGAGACAUCCGUCACCACGCCGCAUGACGACCAGAUAGCUGUAAGUUUUGAAGUUUACGAAGGUGAAAGACCAUUGGUUGCAGACAACAAUCUUUUAGGAAAAUUUGUAUUGACAGGGAUUCGCGCUGCCCCGGCUAGAGUGCCAAGUAUUAAAGUUUGCGUUGAAGUAGAUGAAGAUGGAAUUCUGAGCGUUUCAGCCCACGACAAGGGUAGUGGAGCAAGCAAUGAGAUUACCAUUGCUAAUGAAGGUGGGAGACUGAGCAUUCAAGAGAUUGAUAAAAUGAUUGCGGACGCAGAAAAAUUUCGCAGGGAGGACGAAGAAGAGAGGGAAAAGCAUGUUGUCAAAAAUGCCCUUGAAUGUUACGUGUCGAACAUGAGAAAGAGGGCGAUGAAAGCAAAGAGUGAAGGCUCCAUGGACGCUGAUGUAGCAAAAGAUCUUAUAUCAACGAUCACUGACGCUGAGGAAUGGUUAGAUGACAACUACUCUGCUACAGUGGUUGAACUGCAAGACAAAUUGAGAGAAUUGGAGUUGAAAUGUCCUCGUUUGUUUUCGUCCAAGCGGUUUAAGUUUACUAAAGCAGAGGAACGGAAAUAACAGAACUCAACUAGUGGGAUGGCAAGAAACGGCAGAGCUCCUUUUUGUUUUUUGAGGUAACAGUAACUAGGUUUUGAUAUUAAUUAACAUCUUGAUACAUCAGGGAUUAUAUGCUUAUGGCAAUUACCUUGUUGCUCUCCCCGUGCAUGAAUCAAUCUUGAAUGCUCAAAUGUAUGUCUACCGACAAGCGUCAUCACAUUCAUAUGGUUUUAUCUUUCAACUAUGCAUAUAUGAUAUGUAGUUAAAUAUAUAUUAUUAUUUUUUAUCAUGAACUAUGGAAAAUCUUAUUGAGACAAUUUUUUUUUUA
Cryptomeria japonica (Japanese cedar) is the source of this 3258-nucleotide messenger RNA. Its product is annotated as heat shock cognate 70 kDa protein. Lineage: Eukaryota; Viridiplantae; Streptophyta; Pinopsida; Cupressales; Cupressaceae. The transcript is spliced from 6 exons. Gene Ontology annotation, biological process: cellular response to unfolded protein; protein refolding. The coding region runs from base 1095 to 2951 and encodes 618 amino acids. Gene Ontology annotation, cellular component: cytoplasm. Gene Ontology annotation, molecular function: ATP-dependent protein folding chaperone; misfolded protein binding; ATP hydrolysis activity. The record is from RefSeq and is a predicted model, not a curated record.